Messenger RNA from Harmonia axyridis, 4039 nucleotides. It is a transcript of the gene Mco1, whose product is annotated as laccase-4-like. The transcript is spliced from 11 exons. The record is from RefSeq and is a predicted model, not a curated record. Gene Ontology annotation, biological process: iron ion transport. Gene Ontology annotation, molecular function: copper ion binding; oxidoreductase activity. The coding region runs from base 237 to 2363 and encodes 708 amino acids. Gene Ontology annotation, cellular component: plasma membrane. Lineage: Eukaryota; Metazoa; Arthropoda; Insecta; Coleoptera; Coccinellidae.
CGCCUCCCACCCUAUGGCAGUACACAUUGACAGAAUUUUAAGAUGCCGCGAUAUUUGAAAUUUCUUAAUAUCAACCCGUCUGCUGCCGCUGUAUUCCAAUGGCGCAGAUAUCUUUCGACAUAGCACACUAGUGUGAUUUUGUGAUCGAUUUAAUUUUGCGUUAUCGGUUCUUUUAUUGGUUUUUGUGAUAUAUUGCUGUGUGAUCUUUGGGAAGGGCUGAUUUUGAGGUAACAAAGAUGAUUUUCAACACGGCUUCUGUGAUAGUUUCUGUGCUGUUGAUGCCUGGAAUUUUGAGUGUUCAUGCACCGGUUUCAAAGUCCGGAUUUGACAAUAGAAAAGAAUACUUCCAAUACGUUCUACUAGAAGAUUCAUCUCCAAAUGAUGAUCCAUGUAACAGAAAAUGUAUCCAAGGAGAACCACCCAUGAUCUGCAAGUAUCAUUUUAGCCUCGAAUGGUACGAUAUUCUCAGUAAGGCGUGUUACGAUUGUCCACAUAAACCUGAAGAUUGUUACCGCCUAGAUUGCGUACCAGGAGAUGGAAUCAAAAGAGCCGUUCUUGUUGUUAACAGGAAACUACCAGGGCCUGCCAUUCACGUCUGUCAUGGGGAUCAGGUAGUAGUUGAUGUGGAAAAUGACCUUGGGAGUGACAGUACCACCAUUCACUGGCAUGGACAAAAACAACGUCGUUUUCCUUAUAUGGACGGGGUUCCUUUUGUGACUCAGUGUCCUAUUCUGCCCCGUACCACAUUCAGAUACCAGUUUAUAGCAGAAGAUCCUGGAACACAUUUCUGGCAUUCUCAUACAGGGAUGCAGAGAGGUGACGGAGUUUUUGGAGCUUUCAUUGUCCAUGUUCCCGAAGAAGAGGACCUUCACAAGGAACUAUACGACUACGAUUUGAAAGAGCAUGUAAUGAUACUCAUGGAUUGGGACCAUGUGACUGGUAUGCAAAAAUUCACAUCCCACCAUCAUAACGAUGGUGACAACAAGCCUACAAACCUCUUAGUGAAUGGUCUAGGAAGGUAUGCAGCAGAUAAUACCAGUUCCCUGAUGCCAACUGCAAGAUUCAAAGUGAAGAAGGGUUAUCGAUACAGGUUUAGAAUAAUUAAUGCUGGUUUCCUCAACUGUCCUAUUCAAUUAUCAAUCGAUAGUCAUACGUUGAAUGUGAUCAGCAGUGAUGGAUAUGACUUCAAAAAUAUGACUAGUGAUUCGAUUGUGACCUAUGCAGGAGAACGCUUUGAUUUCAUCCUGAACGCUGACCAAGAGGAAGAUGUUUAUUGGAUGCGUUUUGGAGGUCUUAUGGACUGCGAUGAACGUUUCACGAGUGCCCACCAAGUGGCAGUUCUUCAAUAUGAAGACCCUUCAAUAAAUGACGAUAUGUAUCCCAAAGAUGUACCAACUUACACCAAAGCACGCAGAGAUGGCAAACAAGUAAAUCCUUUGAAUCAAGGAACCGAAAGCUCUGCAUCAUUCGUAACAGCUCCAGAAAUAGAAAGUUUGCAUGAUUGGGAUGAAAGUCUUAGGGAAACCCCAGAUUUUGCGUACUAUAUUUCCUAUGAUUUCUACAGGAAAGACAAUCAUCAUUUCCAUAAAGCUCCAUAUUACGGCUUCAGCAAUAUAACAAAAAACGACAUGUUGCUCCUCACACCACAACUCAAUUAUAUAUCGAUGAAAUUUCUACCUUUAUCCCUAUUGACGCAAAGAGAUGAAAUAAGAGAAGAUAUGGUUUGUAACGAAACAACAGUCAGGGAUAUGGACUGUAGAAAUAGCUACUGCGAAUGUCCACAUAUAAUUAAUAUCGAUUUGAAUGCUGUUGUUGAACUCAUAAUAAUAGACAAAGGCUUUGCUUACGAUGCCAAUCAUCCAUUCCAUUUGCACGGACAUGCGUUCAGAGUAGUUGCCAUGGAGAAACUUGGUCAGAACACAACUGCAGAAGAAGUAUAUCGAUUGGAUAAGGCAGGAAAAAUCAGGAGAAACUUAGUAAACCCACCUUGGAAGGACACAGUAACAGUACCUGAUGGAGGUUACACUAUUGUUAGAUUUCAUGCUACAAAUCCAGGAUACUGGAUUUUCCACUGUCACAUAGAGUUCCACGCGGAGCUUGGUAUGGCAGUUGUUUUCAAAGUGGGCGAUCAUAAAGACAUGGUCCCAAUUCCCAGAAAUUUCCCAAAAUGUGGGAACUAUUUCAACCCUGAGGAUGAGGUUGCUCAGAAGCCUUGUGACCAAGUAGGUUCGAUCGAGAGUUUCCUGCCUUCUUUAUUCGGCCAAAAAUGUAUUGCAAGCUCUUCUUCUUCAAUUAACGGCCUACAACAAACCUUCCUUAUUUGCUGUGCUUUUCUUUUUCUACGGUACCUGAUUCGCUUAUAAUUAUUUCAAUUAAUUCAUUUGAACAUAGUGUAUAUAGAAUUAUUCGUAGGAAUUUGUAUAUAUUCCGUCAUUCUUCGAAUUCCUAUAGAAAUAAGCCACAGAUCUCUUUAUUGUCCUUCAGGGAAUUCUUGAAUGCAUGUGAGUUCCCUUUUUAAGAAAUAUUGUUAAUCUAUCAGCUGAGAAAAUAUUCUCUAUACAGGUACAAUAAUAUAAAUUAGAUUGCGUUGUGAUUGCUUUUAUAAUUGACAAAUUAGUUGCUUGAAAUUCUGAAGCUUAUUGCAUCAUGCAAACUUGAGCAUGGAAUGACUAUUUCAUCAUUAUUAAACCAGCUAAAUCUCUUCAACUCAUUCAUUUUCAGCAGAAAUAUAAUGCAAUAUCAUAAAUCAAAUAAAACGAUAUGACUUCAAAGAGAUUUUCAUCGAAUUCAAUGAAUUAUUACAAUCAAAUGAAGAAAUCUAGCUAUCAGUCUGGACCAUGAAUUCUAGAACAGAACAUUUUCGAAGUCAUAUUUUUUUAAUGAUCUUAUCUUAUGUAGGAACAUACUGUAAUAUUUCAUUCUUCUUUCAUUAUUCCAGAAUAAUCGUAAUAAAACUUCAAUUAUGUUAUUCUCGCAAAAAAAAAAUUUUAAUAUUUUUCAGCUUUGUAUAAUAUGUUCGCUGGCUUCUGAAGACGCUUUAAAUUUUUUAACGAUACACCAAAUAUUCAGUUGUAGAAUCUUUUUCAGAAAAAUCAUUGGAGUGUAAAGCAUGGUUAUCCGCGUUUUAACAAAAUAGCCUGAGAUGAGAGAAGAACCCAAAGGAACAAGUCUUCAUAUUCGGGUUGGCCCAACAAAACUUUCAAAUUGAGGUUUUUAGUAAUGAAACCGACGUUUUCUAAUACCUAAAAACUUUAUUUUAAUUUUUUUGGGCCUGUUUGUAUGAUUUUGUUUGAAUUCAAGAAAACGUUGAGAAGUUUAUGAAGUUAAUAACGAAUGGCAAAGAGAAAAACCACCAAGCUCGUGAUCUCAACUGAAGAAACAACAAUUUCAAGCAAUUCCUCAAUCUAAUUAAUGUACAAAUUACUUAAUUUUUACUAGUAUUUUCAUAUCCUAUGUCGAUUUUUUCACCAGUGAAACAAUAUCUAUUACACAAAAAUUCAUGUUCAAUCAUUCACCUCCAUAUUCACAAAACGUUGUUUAUUGUAAUCCUUUAGCAGUUUGUAAUGCAGACAUAGAUCUGUAGUUAAAAUUAAGAUGUGUAAAAAUAUUGGUGUGUCCACUGAUUAGAUUUUCAAAUAAUUGUGGGGACUCGACUAUGGCAUUCCCGAUACUUCUCUUUUCUUCGGUAGGUGGCACUGUUUAAUAUGAUUUGAGCGCCAUAGGAAACGAUACGGAAAUAAAGUGAAGUACCGGCAAUGUCCUUAAAUCCAAGAAGUCUAGUGACUACAAAAGUCGCCAGUUUUAGGUGAAACUUUUUCAAAAGUGAGGUGGUCCACUAGUAUUUCUAAACAUUUUAAUAACAUCGCUCAAUCCUGAUCCGAUACCACGAACAAAGCUGAUAAUUUGAACUCUAACUCUGACUUGAAGAGAAUCGAAAAUCAGUAUUUGUUUUUUUAUAGAAAAUGUGAUAUGUGAAUAAGUUUAUACCUAAUAUUGUGAUAUUAAGUUAGUAACAAAUAAACUCAAUCGUUUUCCUAUA